CAAAUUGCCACACACACACAUAAGGUCAAACAUACACACACACGCAUAAGACAAACACACCUUCAGAGCACGUCCCCACGCCUACCUUUCUCGAAUGACUGGGCUUGUUGGUGCUCACGCCCGUACCUGUUGGCUUAGCCGGGCAGACACCUGUCAUACGGAGAGUACUUUCUCUCUGCGAACACACACGCAGACACACACACAAAUACAGACUCAUUCUGACUUGACACAGGACUUAACCAGCGUUUAUAUACAGCUAAGUGAACAUUGGUCUCUUCUUCUGAGAACGCUGGGACAAUCUGAAUACAAGUAGGUCAUUUAUACACCAAGUAAAGGGUGGAAAAGAGAGGAACAUACCUGAAGAACAGUCAUGUCUAAAGAGGGGGACCGAGCAUCUGUAUUUCGUACCACCAAGGUGCGCACCAAGUUAAAGGGAGACAACAGCUGGAUGCAGCGUGGCGGCCAGGCGGAGACCGACGAGGAUGAGAAGCCAUGGAUGGCUGAGGUCCGAGCCAGAGGUCUGGAUUCAGAGCAGGAGUCCAGCCCACCGGCCUCGCCAGCCCCCGCCACGGCGCCCGUCGACAAGCCCACAUUAGAAAAAACACCCACGUCAGGUUAUUUGAUCAGGGGUGUUUUUACAAAAACGGAAAACAAGCCCGCUCCCUCCUCAAAGACAAAUGGCUUCAGAACCUCCCCGUCCGUUGUGCGCCCGGCCCCGCUGGCCCCCAAAUCCAGCCCGCCGGCUCCGAUCGAGGGCCAGCUCAGCGUGGAGGAGCAUGAGAAGCGUACUGAGGCAGCCAGCAACGUUUUGAAGAAAUCCUCGGUCAGACAGCGGUCCUAUGUGCUUUCGGCUGCCAAGCAAUUUGAGCCUACAGAAAAAGAGCCUGACACCUCAGUAAACAGCAGUCUAUCUUUUGUUGCCAAAAGGGUGGAGAUAACAGAUGACGAUGAGGCUGAAGCACCUGCAGCUACUGGACCCCAAACGAUCCCUUCCAUCUCCCCCACCCCUCCCUCUCCCACUGCUCCUACCCCUGCCCCUCUCCCGGUCACUACUCCUGCUCCUACCCCUCUCCCGGUCACUACUCCUGCUCCUCGCCCAGCCUCUACACCUGCUCCUACCCCGGCUUCUCUCACGGCCUCUGACCCUACUCCUCUGCUGGCCUCUGCCCCCGCUCCUCCGCCACCCCGCCGCUCUUCUCCUCUCCCAUACCGUGUCCCACCCAAGCUCCCAGCCCGUCCCACACCGCAGGCACUAGUGAAAACGAGUGUGGAAACAGUGGCGGCGGAUGAAGAGGUGAAGGCUCCCGAGCCGGUGGUUGUGGCCCCGGAACCCGUGGCCCCCGAACCCGUGGCCCCGGAACCCGUGGCCCCGGAACCCGUGGCCCCGGAACCCGUGGCCCCCGAGCCCGUGGCCCCGGAACCCGUAGAGGAAGCGACCUCCUGGGUGGUGCUCCCCCAGAAGGACGCGCCAGUGGUGGUCACCUCGGCGACGGUAGAGGACGACGACCCGUUCAAGGACAUGAAACCUGGGUGCACCAAGGGGGACACCCCGCUCCCCACGCUGAUACUGGAGCCCCCGACCUGGGAACGGGAGCUGUGUGAGAUCAAGCACUCAGGACCGUUGCGGUCUGUGCCCGGCCCCGUCGCCCAAACCCUGGUCCAGGAAGAAUCCACUGUUUGUGAGCCGUUAUCCCCGAACAAGACCAGUUCCGGCGGUCACACGCUUACUGAAUUGUCCGACACUCUCAUUUUCUUCGACAAACGCUCAACGAGUUUAUUGGACAGUCCGAUUGAAGCUGUCGUGCCUGAACCUACCAGUCCGGUUUCAAAAAGUUUGCCAGUGGAUGAGUCAUCUUUGGUAUCAACAAGCCCUGUUACAAGCCCAGUAUCCAAAGAAUGUGUUGUGGAGAAACCAGUCCCAGAAAUCAGCCACUGCAUAGUAAUGACCGAUGACCUUCUAGCUCUCACCGAAGGGCCUGAGGAGUCGGUCAAACUGGUUCCUUCUAGCCCGGGUCACUGGAGUCAGGAUCUGCUUGGUGGAACAGAGAGCCUCUCAGGCCCAGUGGGCAACAGCCUGGACCUCCUCGCCCAAGAUGUCAUCCCCAUUAACACAGAGGAGCACAGCCUGAGCACCGACGUGAAGCAGAAGACACAACAAUGGGAACAGAAGUUUACAGACACACAGAGCCCAACAGAGACAUUCAGCACGACUACUACUGAGAUAAGCAGAACCGAAACCUACCCAGCCUCCUGGGGCUCACAGGGGACAACCACCACAGUCUCCACAUCAAGCUCGACUGAUCCGUUUGAUCCAUAUCCGAUAGGGACCACAUCUCCUAACAGCUCUUCUGACCCGAUGCCGCCCCUCUCUGCCCAUUCCAUCAAGAGCUCUGUAACCCUUGUGUCAAACACUUCACCUGAAGCAGAGCUGAACUCAGGAUUCAGUGAGAGCACUCAUGCCUUGGAGCCCCUGGCAGACGACGUCACCCCGAGCGACACGGACACCAAAAGCCUGAGUUCCCGGCGUUCCUGGGCACGCACAUGGGAGACCGACACAUCCACUGACGAGAGACAAGAGGAUGUGCCUGCAAGCCGAGGAGAAGAUCAACAGACACUGGUCACGUUUGAGAGGAAGUCCCUGGAGAAUGACUCCCCAUGGGACAGAUGGACAUCACCCAGUGUCGUUACAGUCCCCAUAGAGGAGGAGGAACAGGAAGAAGGAAGCCCCGGGGGGACGGAAACACACACCGUCACCACCGUCACAAGCCUCAGGGAAACAUACAGUGAGCCAGAGCCAGCUAUGGAUCGUUUCCAAACGUACUCCAGGAGCGUGACGACAGAGGAGAGCCAGCAAGAAGAAACACCUGAGCCCAAAAAGCCGUUUGUGUACGUGAAGGAGUACGUUAAUGCGACGGAGACGUCUCUGCACAACGCCUUGGACGACGCUGGAAGUGGCUCCGACGUCGAGACAUCAAGCUCUGCCGGUUAUUCCUACAGCUCGCCCACUUCCUACGCCAGGGCCGCUUCGUCGUCCACCUGUAACUACUGCGGAGAUCUUGUGGGAAACGAGGCCAAGAUCACCAUCGAACAUCUCAAUAUCAACUGCCACCCCGACUGCUUCAAGUGCGGUGUAUGCAGUAGGCCUAUGGGGGACCUCAUCUACAGCAUGUUCCUCCAUGCCGGUGUGGUCCACUGCGAGAGCUGCUACUCCACCCUGGACUGAACACACGUGCCCUCCAAGAACCCGCCCACCCCCAUCCCACCCUUCCUCUCGAAGCGCAUGUGAAAUUAAAAAAGUCACAGGUUAUUUGCAUUAUCCUAUAGCACCGCUCUUUGUUAUAUAAGGCUAAACUACAGUUGAUGCCGUUAGUUUGAACGUCGGACUUCGACAUUGCAAUCCUUUUCAGUUUAAGUUUGUUUUUCUUUCUCUCUCCGAUGGUGAAUAUGGUGUCUGUUCCAGUGCACUACGAAGGAUUUGUCUCACACACAAUGAAACUGUGAAUAGACUAAAGCUGGUUUUUGGGUACAAUACACCAUAUGGUAGUAAUUGGGAUGAAUAUACAUAAAAUCAUUUUUAUAAAAAGUUAACUUUUUAUUUCUUGAUGUACAAAAUAUGUUCACUUUCUGUGAUCCUUUGCUUUUAAAAUAAAGUGAUUUACAGAAUCCCCUUAUAAA
Gadus macrocephalus (Pacific cod) is the source of this 3675-nucleotide messenger RNA. It is a transcript of the gene znf185, whose product is annotated as zinc finger protein 185 with LIM domain. Lineage: Eukaryota; Metazoa; Chordata; Actinopteri; Gadiformes; Gadidae. The record is from RefSeq and is a predicted model, not a curated record. The coding region runs from base 371 to 3223 and encodes 950 amino acids. The transcript is spliced from 35 exons.